CCUGCAGCCCCAGGAGGUGAGAUCUGCAGGUUCUCUAGUUUUUAAUGACCCACCAAGGAUGGAGAAGGACAGAGACCUCAUGGCUGCGAUGAUAUUAGACCUCACCCUGGAGAUCAUCUCCUUGAUAACUGGAGAGGAUUACACAGUAGUGAAGAAGUCGUCUGGUGAGUGUGUGACACCCCGUGUGUCAGGAGGACGGAGCAGGACCCAGAGCCCCAUCACCGAGCCUCCACCUCAUUCCCUGAUACAUGGGCAGAAGCUCCUAGAACUUACCACCAGGAUCACUGAGCUGCUGAGCGGAGAGGUUCCUAUAAGGUGUCAGGAUGUCGCUGUCUAUUUCUCCAUGGAGGAGUGGGAGUAUUUAGAAGAACACAAGGAUCUGUGCAAGGACGCCAUGAUGGAGAAUCACCAGUCCCUCACAUCACCGGAUGGAUCCAGACAGAGAAAUCCUCCAGAGAGAUGUCCCAGUCCUCAGUAUUCCCAGGACUGUCCAGAGGAGAAACCAAAUGUCCCACUGGAUCAUCAGGAAAUGUCUGGUGAAAUGACAAGUGGACUCGAAGACCCCGGAUCAGAGUCUGUGAAAGGUGAGGAUGAGACGAGAGACUCCCAUGAACAUCUCCUUUUAGCUGAAGAAGUAGAAGAUAACAAGGUCACACAAGCUAAUUUAAUAAAUGCUAAUGUACCCUUAGACCUUCACAGUGGAGAUCUAUCCACCAGUACCGUUGGUCACAAGUAUCUUUUGUCCAAUCAAUCACUGAGUCAAUCACAGAAUCGGUCUAAACAAUCUGUGCAUGAAAUAAUUGACAAAGAUAAAAGACCACUUUUAGCUUCAGAAUGUGAAAAGUAUUUUAGUCAGAAAUCAAAACUUAUGGAGCGUCAAAGAAUUCACACACUGGAGAAGCCAUUUUUAUGUUCAGAAUGCGGGAAAUGUUUUGGUCUGAAAUCAAACCUUGUGAAACAUCGAAGAAUUCACACAGGGGAGAAGCCAUUUUCAUGUUCGGAAUGUGGGAAAUGUUUUGCAAAGAAUUCACAUGUUGUGGAACAUCUAAGAACUCACACAGGGGAGAAGCCGUUUUCAUGUUCGGAAUGUGGGAAAUGUUUUAGUCGAAAAUCGGUUCUUAAAGAACAUCAGAGAAUUCACACGGGAGAGAAGCCAUAUUCAUGUCCUGAAUGUGGGAAAUGUUUUUGCCAGAAAUCAGGCCUUUUGGAACAUCAAAAAACUCACACAGGAGAGAAGCCAUUUUCAUGUUCAGAAUGUGGGAAAUGUUUUAGUCUGAAAUCGUGUCUUGUUUCUCAUCAGAGAACUCAUACAGGGGAGAAGCCAUUUUCAUGUUCAGAAUGUGGCAAACGUUUCGGCUAUAAACCGGAUCUGGUUGUACAUCAAAGAACUCACACAGGGGAGAAACCGUUUUCAUGUCCUGAAUGUGAGAAAUGUUUUAGUCAGAAAAGAAAUCUUGUGAAACAUCGAAGAAUCCACACAGGGGAGAAGCCAUUUUCAUGUUUAGAAUGUGGGAAAUGUUUUAGACUCAAGUCGAUUCUUCUUUACCAUCAGAGAACUCACACAGCGGAGUAGCCAUUUCAUGUCCUGAAUGUGGAAAAUGUUUUGGCCAGAAAUCAAGCCUUGUAGAACAUCGAAGAAUUCACACAGGGGAGAAGCCAUUUUCAUGUCCUGAAUGUGGGAAAUGUUGAUGCCAGAAAUCAGGCAUUUUGGAACAUCAAAGAACUCACAUAGGAGAGAAGCCAUUUUCAUGUUCAGAAUGUGGGAAAU
Molecule: messenger RNA, 1768 nt
Organism: Bufo gargarizans (Asiatic toad)
Lineage: Eukaryota; Metazoa; Chordata; Amphibia; Anura; Bufonidae
Product: zinc finger protein 501-like
Exons: 7
Coding region: 59-1573 (504 amino acids)
Biological process (GO): regulation of transcription by RNA polymerase II
Molecular function (GO): RNA polymerase II cis-regulatory region sequence-specific DNA binding; DNA-binding transcription factor activity, RNA polymerase II-specific
Source: RefSeq, a predicted model, not a curated record